Molecule: messenger RNA, 2272 nt
Organism: Pogona vitticeps (central bearded dragon)
Lineage: Eukaryota; Metazoa; Chordata; Lepidosauria; Squamata; Agamidae
Gene: CLDN23
Product: claudin 23
Cellular component (GO): membrane; bicellular tight junction
Molecular function (GO): structural molecule activity
Source: RefSeq, a predicted model, not a curated record
UGCAGCUGUCCUGGGUUAGUUUCUCUGUACACACUGAGGUUUCGGUCAAAUUAGCCAGCUUCUUCAAAGUGAGCACACAGAGGAGAGAAAGCUACAGAUACCGCAGGUGUGGCUGCUGCCGGACUGACACAGCGGACAGCUACAAGGAAAUCUCAGGUGUGUUCUGUGGUGGACUUUAUUUGCAUGGGAAGAGAUAUACGUGUACCUGGCAUUCCAAUUCAGCCUUUUGGAACACGACCCGAAUGAGCUUCAGCAUCCAAGAACUCCACAGCUGAGGAAUCUAUAUGUCAGGAGACAAAUAGCAAUGGGACGGACCUCUAGACGGCAGGAGGUUUGAAACCUGGUGUGCUGUACCCGAAAAGAGCUUCUCGGCCUCUGCUGUGUGGCCCAACAGCAAUGCGGACCCCAACGCCCAUGAUUGUGGGCAUUGUGUUAGGCCCCUGUGGCUUCGUCUUGAACCUGACCAGCACUCUGGCCCCCAGCUGGAGAAACGUUAGCCAGAUCGAAGGCAAGCCCUUUGAUCUGAUUGAGCAUCAAGGCCUCUGGCAAUUGUGCGACGAGUUUCAGGGCAGCAGCACGACCAACUGCCGGAAUGUUGAAGAUACCCUCGGGUACUUUUCCCAGCUGCCUGUGCAAGUGGCCAAAGGCCUCAUGCCUGCGUCGCUGGUGGUCAUUGGCGUGGGGGUAGUGGUGACCUCACUGGGAGUGCGCUGCUGGCAGGACAGGCCCCAUUAUUUGCUGGCUGGGCUCGGCGGCCUGCUGCUCUUCCUUUCUGGGCUGCUGAGCCUUAUUGCCGUUUCUUGGUACAAUUAUGAACUGUAUAACCUGCCCGCGCCCGCUCGGAGCACCAGGGAGUUGGGUUACUGCCUGGUGCUGGGCUACCUCGGGAGCUGCCUGGAAAUCAUUGGAGGCUUCUCUCUAACCUUCAGCUUUGAUCAGUGCUGCAAAGAACGCAAGCUUAAAAAAGCCGCCAUGGAUUACGCUUAUCCUCCCAGCAACCAGCAGGGCCCAACCACUGUGGCAGCCAUCUCGCCGACCGUUGAUAGCAGGGACUUCCAGAUGUACCACAGAAAUCCAGGGCCCAGAUCCUACACCAAUUCCUUGGACGUACUGGAAGAUGAGCGGGCCUUCAGGGGUGUUAGCCUGCCCUGUGACUCAGAUCUGUAACCCUAAUCAGGCAAAAGUCUUACUAGAGGAGAACAGGUUGAGCGCUGUUAAGGCGGCUCAUUAUAUAAUGGCGGAACAGCAAAGUCCAAGAAUGGUCAUUCAAAACUGCAACCGUUUCCUACCUAUCUAUACAUGAAUAAAAUGCUGGGGGCAGCUGGAGCACCAAGAGUCUGGACUUGCAUUAUAAUGUACAUUUAAAUACUGUUAAUUUUUAAAGGCAGUAUUUAAAAUCGCUGUUGCGUUAAGGAAAUAAAUUAUAUGGAAGUAUGAGUUGUCCUCCUUGCCAGGCCUGUGUAACCAGCAGUUAAGCAGCAGGAAGGGGCUAAGUAAGACCCCCAAAUGGUGACCCCUUAGUGUAUUGAAGUGCAGAUACAUCGCCUUCAUCUAGUAUAGCCAAUGGACAUCAUGACAGGAAUUUUAGCUCAGCACAUCUGAAAGGUGUGAGGUUGGAGUGAGCAGAAGUAAGGGUACAUCCAAUGAACCAUAAUAGGAAGGUGUAACUGCAGAAACCAAGAGACAAGUACUGUAAAGUUAGGCUACAAUCCUAGGUCACUCUUACCUGGAUCUAAAUCCCAUUCAAAUUCAGUAGGACAGGCGUCUGAGUAAUACACGGACAGGAUUCCAUUCUCCAUGUAACAUAAACCACUUCUGCACCAAGCCCUUUGCUGUUGCUGAAGCAUGGCGCUUCUACAAACAUUCCCCUAGAGAAUAUUUUCAUCUUCAAAAUGUAUUCUUUCUCAGCCUUCAAUGAGAGAAGCUGCGGUGGGAGUGGGGCAUAUGCAGGCUCCACCCUGUAGCUCUGCACACCGAGUAGAAGGAAGAGACAUUGGGUUGAUUAAGGUGAUCAACUGCUGCACUGAAUGCAUGGUAAGAACACAAGUGCAUUCUGCAAACAGAAAGCUUUUAAUUAAAGAUAUAGCUUUGCCUGUUCACAUUGGUAUUACAGUUACUCUGUUUCAGCCCCUCAAAAACAAGAUGUCAAAGGAGAAGACCAAUGUGUAGCCUGCAUAAUUAAAUUGUAAACUGCCCAGAGAGUGCUCGAAGCACUAUGGGGCGGUAUAUAAGCAGCAUGCUUUGCUUUGCUAUUGUGGAUGCAAUUGCAAUC